Molecule: messenger RNA, 269 nt
Organism: Closterium sp. NIES-67
Lineage: Eukaryota; Viridiplantae; Streptophyta; Zygnematophyceae; Desmidiales; Closteriaceae
Source: the annotation of a GenBank genome assembly
ACCUAUGGGGAGCAUGAUAGAGGAUUCUGAAUGUGUAUCGACUACCGCGCGCUCAACCGGAUCACCAUCAAGUCGGGUUACCCGAUCCCGCGAGCCAACGCACUUCUCGACCAACUUCGCGGCGCCAAGUUUUUCUCAAAAAUCGACUUGUGAGGAGGUUGCCAUCAGAUUCGCGUCGCUGCUGAAGAUUGUCACAAAACAGCAUUCUAAACCCGCUACAGCAGCUACGAGUACCUGGUGAAAUGACCCCAUAAAUCACCACUACUCCC